This is a messenger RNA of Paramecium sonneborni, 1945 nucleotides long. NCBI's taxonomy places the organism in Eukaryota, Ciliophora, Oligohymenophorea, Peniculida, Parameciidae. The record is from the annotation of a GenBank genome assembly.
GAUGACAGAUUAAAAAUUCAUAGUUUUGAACGAUCAUUUUAAAUGUCUACAUAAUUAGUCUGACCUUUGUUAAUUAAUGGAAUGUGAUAUAGAGGAAGCAAUAGAGAAUUUUUUAAAUGUAAAAUGUGACAGCUUUUCAUAAAAUCUAGUUAAGUUAAUAUUUGAAAAUAAUACUAACCUUAUUUCAUCUCCAUUAAAAAUAUAAUUAAUGAAACCUGAAAUUCGAAUAAUUCUAUCGUCGUUAUUAUCUGAUAUGAAUUCAUAUUAUACUUAUUUCAUUCUUACUGACUUAGAUAAUAAAAAUCUUUUAAAUGUUAAGAUAAACAUAUUUGUAUUGAGCGAUAAUUUUAUUGAUUAUUUUAUAAUCUAAUUUGAACAUCAAUUGAAAUCGAUUAAUAAAUCUAUGUAUACAUUUUCAGAUAAUUUUAAAUUAAGCAAUACAAUUAAUCACUAGAAUAAUUCUAAUCAUUCAAAGUAAACUUACGAAACUUUAUCAAAUGAUUUAUUGGGUAACAUCUUCUAAUCAAUUUCCCAUGAAUUUGGUACAUUUUUGAAUUGUAUUUUAACUGUUUCAUCAGAAGCAAUGGAAAAUGAACUAAUAAAUGAAUAAGUUAAAGCUACCUACAUAGAACCAACAUACAUAAAUUCUAAGUUAUUAUCGUAUGUACUAUAGAGUGUAAGAGAUUUCAAUACAAUUUUAUUGAAACAAUUUGCUUUGAGACUCUAAGAAUUUAGUCCAUUUGAAAUAAUUUAAGAGAUUUAAUAUCUACUGAAUUAACAAACUACUUAAAGAAAUAAUUAAAUUAUUAUCAAUUGUCCUUAAAAUCUACUGGUGUAUAAUGAUCAAGAUAGAUUUAAAUCAGUAUUGUAUUAAUUGAUGAGUAAUUCCAUAAGAUUCACUGAGAAUGGUAUCAUAACAGUUUCUAUUACAAUUUAUAAGAGUAAAAUUAAAGUGAAAGUUUAAGAUAAUGGUAUUGGGAUGAAUUUAGCAGAACAAUAGAAAUUGUAGAAAUUAUUAAAAGAUAAUACAAAAUUAUUAAGAAUAUCACAUAAUUCUGUUGGAUGUGGAUUAGGAUUAAGUAUUUCGAAUGCCACAGUAUUGAAAAUGAAUGGAAAGCAUGGAAUUCAAUUCACCAGUGAAUUAUAAAAAGGUAGUGAAUUCUUUUUUACAAUAUCGAAUUCUUAAUAGUUAUACAAUGAUAGUGUAUAUGUGGCUAGUCAAACUUAUGUUAAAGUUUUAAAUUAAACUUAUUAUUUAGAACAAUAACCAGGAUCUGAAAGUUCAAAUAAAGGAUAAAUAUAAAGUAGUGAACAUAAGGAAGAGAAUGGAGAUACUUGGAAAGAAAAAAGAUUAUUUUAGAGUAGAAUCAGAUACCUAAAAUCAACUGAUUCCAAAUCAUAAUUUGCUAUACCUUAAAAAUUGCAAUUGGAAGAAGAUGAAAUUGAAUCUAGGUAAGAAGAAUCAAAAAUUAUGAUUCCUUCUUUAUAGGCUAGUUUUAAAUCUGAUAUAGUUAAAUUUAGUAUUGGAAGCAAUUGUUGUAGUAGAGUUCUUAUAGUUGAUGAUGAAUAUUUUAAUAUUCAGAGUCUAUAAUUAAUUUUACAUAGAUUUAAUGCACAUUGUGAUUUUACUUUUAAUGGAUUAGAAGCAAUAAAAAAGAGUCUUUAAAAAAUGAAACAACCUUGUCGACAAUGUUAGAAUACUGGUUAUGUUGUAUUCUUUCUUGAUCUCAAUAUGCCAAUAAUGGAUGGAUUUGAUACAGUCAAAAAUCUAAAGAAAAUGAUGCAUGAUAAUUAGAUUCCAAAAGGAAUAUGUAUUGCAAAUACUGGUUAUGCAGAUUUAGAGAGUAAAUAGAAAGCUUUGAAUUCAGGAAUGGAUUUUUAUAUGAUCAAACCUAUUUAAAUAAAAGAAUUAGAAAUGUAUUUAAAGAGAAGAUUUCCUUAAUGA